AUGCAAAACAAACCAACACACACUAUUGUCUUCUUGAUUUUGUCAAUACUGUUCAAUACUGUAUCAACAAAUCCAAUAACAACAGCUCAUAAGUCAGGAUGGUCUGAUGUUGGUAAUUUACAUGUUAGUCGAACUUUUCAAGGAGCAAGUGUGAUGACAGAUGGACGAGUAUUAGUUAGUGGUGGAUCUGGUCUUCCUGGCUGUAUUGCUUACGAAAUAUAUAAUCCAUCUACAAAAAGCUGGACAAAAGGCCAGAUUAUGGAAGAAUGUCGACGCUUUCAUACUUCAUCUACAUUAUCCGAUGGAAGUAUUUUAGUUGUUGGGGGAUAUGCCUUUGGAACAGGACAUUUGGAUAAUGUUAAGUAUACGUCAAAUGACGCUGCGAAUGGACACGUUUUGGUUGUUGGUGGAGAGGACCCAGAGGCUGCUAAAAGUGCUGAAUUAUAUAAUCCAUCAAACACAAUGUGGACACCAGCAAAAAAUAUGAAUUAUCCACGAGUAUGGCAUACAGCAACUGUAUUGUCAGAUGGAAACAUCUUAAUCACUGGUGGUCGGGGUGUGGAGUCUUUGUCGAUGAAAUAUGCUGAAAUAUAUAUUUCAUCAAAAGAAAUAUGGAAAGUUGUUGCUAGCAUGAACUAUGAACGAUCUUUACAUACAGCUACUUUAUUAACCAAUGGUAAAGUUCUAAUUAGUGGUGGACUGAAUGGAGAUGGUGAUGUUUUAAACAGCACAGAAUUAUUUGAUCCAUCUACAGAAUCAUGGAGUAUUGGUGAUAAUAUGAGGCAAGGUUGUGCUCAGCAUACAUCUACUUUGUUGAAAAAUGGAAAUGUAUUAGUCACUGGUGGUAUCGGUCCUCAGUUUGGGCGAACAAAUAGUUCUGAACUUUAUGAUCCAUCAAAAGGGGUAUGGACACGUAGUGACAAUAUGCGUCUUGAACGAGCAAGUCAUACAGCAAGUGAAUUGCGAGAUGGAAGUGUCCUAUUCGUCGGUGGUAAUGACGAAAAUCAGGUUACUGGAGUGACAGCUGAACUGUAUGAGCUGUCGACAAAUACCUACAUGUUUAUCCGUGCAAAAUAA
Molecule: messenger RNA, 1077 nt
Organism: Adineta ricciae
Lineage: Eukaryota; Metazoa; Rotifera; Eurotatoria; Adinetida; Adinetidae
Source: the annotation of a GenBank genome assembly